ACAAAGUUUUUGGUUUUAUAUUCCCUUUUUUUUUUUUUAAAUAAAAAGCAUCGUCCAAAUGGGCAAGAAGAAGCCAGAAGUGGCCAAUAGAGCCGUGCCAUCUCAAAUGCCGGUUAAAAAACACGAACACGUCCAAAAAGAGAAUCGAAAUCAAAACGAACAGCAGAGCUCGCAGCCGCCGCGGGCCAAAACCCAGAAGACGCCCAAGGAAAAGGCAAAGCGGCCGCAAAAUGGCACAGCCGACGAAAUAAAUAAAGUGCCGGCAAAGAAGCGCAAGCUCUCUGACAAGCAGAACGGCGACGCUGACCAAAUCGAAGCGGAGGACGGACCGCAGGUCGAAAAGAAGAUGGACACCUCGAAAAUAAACAAGGGCAUUUUCGCCAUAUUCAACAAGCUGCAGGACACCAACAAGCAGAACACACAAAAGCACGUCAACGAAAUGAUUGCCCUGCUCACCAACGAAGCCGUCGCGGAAAAGCGCACCGCAACCUGCGCAUAUGCCUUAAAGCGUUUGGUACGCUGCACCGGCGCCGAUGACAAGGAAGCAGUGGCCCUUAACGCCAGCUAUAUUAACAGCAUACUGCGCGAUGUGCCCGGCCUGGAUCCGAUCGAGCUGAUCGGCGUGCUGAAGCGCGAGCUACACGCGAGCAGCCAGCAGAAGGGCAAGGAGGAGACGUUGGCCGCUGUGGGCCAGCUCAUAACCGUUUUGGCCAUUAUGCAAAGCCAAUACUUCCAGCAGCCUACGGCUGAGUUGAUAGCCGCCGUCUAUCCCAUAUUGAUAGCACAGCUAAAGGGACGCGAAUAUCUGGUGUCCCUGUGUGCGGACAUCAUGGCUGACUCCUUCAAGCAGGUUAGCUUGGCCAGUUUUCAAUCUCAUGUCUGGCCGCUGCUGCAGCCGGAACUGAAUAAACCGAUUACGGCACAAAAGCUGCAUGGCUGCGAUCUGCUGUUGUCCGUGCAUCUGAACUAUCCCAAGCUGUUGCCGCUGCGCCAGCUGCAGACGAUGCUCUGGCGCAAGCAGACCCAAUUCGAGCAGUUGUUUGACACAUAUUUAAACAAUGCAACCAUGCAGGGCGACGGCCUCUAUGCGCGUCUGGGCAAAUUUCUGGCCACCUGUUCCAGCGAACAGGUGCUGGCCGCCUGGCAGCAGCAUAUCGCUGAACACUUGCCCUUCAAGCAUGGCACCGCCAAGAGCUACAUCAUCCAAACGUUGUCCCAUGUGCUGAUGCACUAUGAUGAUGGCAGCCGCACGGAUAUGCAGCUGGAGCAGCUGUUUACGCUGGAGCCGCUCGUGAGCAUGUUGCUCGGCGAACUGACGGCCGCCAAGAAGCUGAACAGCAAGGCGAAUGCCAAGGCAAAGGCUGGCCAGCGCCAGUUGCGUUAUAUAUGCCGCAAAUUUGAGACCGCGCUGCUCGUCAGCUUCCAGCAGCAGCUGAAGCAGGAUGCCUGCAAGCUGGGCAUACUGCGGCCCAUGCUGCAGUUGCAGCUACAGCUGGAUAACAUUGUGCAGACGCCACGUUUCACGCAGCAGCUGCUCGCUCAGCUGGGCGAGCAGGGUCUGGAGCAGAUGUAUGAGUUCUAUAGCGAACAGUUUACCAGCAACAACGAGCUGUUGACGCGCACCAAUCGCGAGCAUUGCCUCAAGCAAAUGCAACAGCUGCAGAACUCCAGGCGCAACAAGCAGCUAGAAUUUUUACUGUUCGCCUCGCUCUUCCAUCUGGACGAUCAGCAGAAGCCUUGCACGGCCGACGAGGCGGCCGUGUUCAGUCGUCAGGCAGCCUCACGCUGCGAGGAGACGCUCUUCAGUUGCCUCGUAAAUAAGAUUGGCACCAACACCGAGCAGCUGGCCGCGCUCAAUGAGCAGCUGCGUCCGCUGCUCGUUCAGCUGGCCAAGAAGCUGUCCAAGCCGGGCAUCGAGGGCAAGCUGCGCAUUACUGUGACGCCCGAAAUGCGCGUCAUGUGGGAGAAGGUGCAACAAGUGUUGAACGCGCCGGUCAAGGAAAAACAGGCCCUGGCUGUUAUCUUUGAUGCGCUGAUCCUGUUCCUGGGCCUGGCCAUGCUUACGCCCAGCUGCAAUGUUGCCCUGGACCUGAUCGAUGAUUUGUUCAUUUGCAAGCAGAACGCGCUCAAGACAAAGCAGGCCAAGGAUAAACAGCGCAAGUCUGCGGCUGAACCGGAACCCAACUGGCAGGAGGUGCUCACAGAUGUCCUGCUCCAAUUGCUGCUGCAAACCGGACACUUUUGGCGUUUGUUUGUGAAUGCGAUUGGCGGCGCGCUAAUGCCGCAUUUGAACAAAAGGAAUCUGGAACAGUUUCUGGAGUUGCUAGACAUGGACAGGAAUCCGUUGGACGACAAAGACUGGGAAGUCAAUGAGGGAGAUGACGAUAAGGACGAUGAAGAUGACAAGAGUGAUGAGGAGGAUGAAGAUGAUGAAGACGAUGACGAUGAUGAGGACGAUGAGGAGGAUGAGGAAGAGGAUGAUGAAGCCACCAACUUGGCACGAAUACGCGAGGGUGUACGCCAAGCGCUGCUCAGCAAUGAAAAUGAUGACAUCGAUUCCAGCAGUAUAGACUGGAACGACGUUGGCGAGGAAGAGGGCGAACGUCUUAACCAAGCGCUGGAGCGCGCCUUCCACAUCCGCAAGCCCAAGGGGGCCAAGGGCAAAAAUGCCAAGCGCCAGACCAAAUCGGAGCGCAUCACCGACACCGCAUUGCUGCACUUGCGCAUACGUGUCCUGGAUCUAGUUGAACUGUUCAUCGGUGCACAGCCCCAGCUGGAUAUCAUACUGAACGCACUGCUCAGCAUCCAGAAGGUCUAUAGGAUCAGCAGCGCGGAUUCCAAACUGCAGCCCUUGGCCGAGGCCAGCAAGAAGACGCUGCGCAAGCUGCUCGCCCAAAGGAUAAGCUAUCAAUCGCCCGACCAGGACAAGCAGCCAAUUAUCGAUUGCAUCAAGCAAUUGCUGGAACAGAACGAGGAACAACCGCCGCUUGCGGGUCCGCUCAAGCAGCCGCCCAAGGCCAAGGGUGAUUAUGUUGUGUGGCGCAACAAAUGCAUCGCCUAUUUGGUCAGCCAAUUCAAUGAGCCGAAUGUCACGGCCAGCGAUGUGUGGCCGCUGUUGCAGAGCUUUGCCCAGGACUGGGCCAGUCGCCGCAACAGUCCCUAUCAGUUGGCCACCUUUGAUGCCAUCUUCGGCUCGCCUUGGAUCGGCAUUGGACGCUAUGCGGCCAGCUUUUAUGCGCUCCUAUCGAUGAACUUGCGUCUCUUCCGUCGCGUCCAAAUUCUCGAGCUGCUGCUUAAGAAUUGCCGUCGCAUUUGCAAUACCCUUACGAAUAAGCAGCAGACAACCCGAGAGUUCCACGGCAUCCUCAGCAAAUAUGAGCCAGUCGGCGACAAGGAUCGCAGUCUGCAAAAGAAGCUGCUCGCUCAGCUGCAAAAGGUCCUCACGGAGGCUGAAGAUAACGCCUAGUCUUUAACCGG
Molecule: messenger RNA, 3477 nt
Organism: Drosophila novamexicana
Lineage: Eukaryota; Metazoa; Arthropoda; Insecta; Diptera; Drosophilidae
Gene: Mybbp1A
Product: myb-binding protein 1A
Exons: 5
Coding region: 59-3466 (1135 amino acids)
Biological process (GO): regulation of DNA-templated transcription
Cellular component (GO): nucleolus
Molecular function (GO): RNA binding; sequence-specific DNA binding; transcription factor binding
Source: RefSeq, a predicted model, not a curated record